Molecule: messenger RNA, 3028 nt
Organism: Charadrius vociferus (killdeer)
Lineage: Eukaryota; Metazoa; Chordata; Aves; Charadriiformes; Charadriidae
Gene: LONP2
Product: lon peptidase 2, peroxisomal
Exons: 15
Coding region: 1-2460 (819 amino acids)
Biological process (GO): protein quality control for misfolded or incompletely synthesized proteins; protein targeting to peroxisome; protein catabolic process
Cellular component (GO): peroxisomal matrix
Molecular function (GO): serine-type endopeptidase activity; ATP binding; ATP-dependent peptidase activity
Source: RefSeq, a predicted model, not a curated record
AUGAUAAAUGUGUUACCCUCUCGUAUGUCAGACUCCAUAGCGCUUUUUACAGAUCAAUCAAGCCUGCCGAAGUUGAAUACACAAAACGUUCUGUGGAAGGUGACAAAUAAUACAAAGAUUUGGUCUGUUUUCAGGAUUGGCACUGCUGCCUUGGCAGUUCAGGUGGUUGGUAGCAACUGGCCCAAGCCACAUUACACGUUGCUGGUUACGGGCCUCUGCCGAUUCCAGAUCCUGCAGUUGCUGAAAGAGAAGCCGUAUCCUGUUGCUGAAGUUGAACAGUUAGAUCGACUCGAGCAGUUUACUAAUCAGCAUAAAUCUGAGGAGGAACUUGGAGAGCUGUCAGAACAGUUCUACAAGUAUGCGGUGCAGUUGGUUGAGAUGCUGGAUAUGUCCGUUCCUGCAGUCGCAAAGCUGAGACGUCUUUUGGACAACCUGCCUAGAGAAGCUUUGCCAGAUAUACUGACUUCUAUCAUCCGUACAUCCAACCAAGAGAAGCUUCAGAUUUUAGAUGCUGUUAGGCUGGAAGAACGGUUCAAGAUGACUAUACCAUUGCUUGUUAGACAGAUUGAAGGCCUGAAGCUGCUUCAGAAAACAAGAAAGCCCAAACAGGAUGAUGAUAAAAGGGUUGUAGCUAUUCGUCCUAAUAGAAGAAUCAGUCACAUUCCAAGCACGACAGAAGAUGAGGAGGAAGAAGAAGAUCAUGAUGAUGUUGUCAUGCUGGAAAAAAAGAUUAGAACAUCCAGUAUGUCAGAACAAGCUCUUAAAGUUUGUCUUAAGGAAAUAAAGAGAUUAAAGAAGAUGCCUCAGUCAAUGCCAGAAUAUGCUUUGACAAGAAAUUACUUGGAACUGAUGGUAGAAUUGCCAUGGAACAAGAGUACAAAAGAUCGCCUUGAAAUUCGUGCAGCUCGAAUUCUUUUGGAUAAUGAUCAUUAUGCUAUGGAGAAGCUGAAAAAGAGAGUUUUGGAGUACUUAGCUGUACGACAACUUAAAAACAACCUCAAGGGACCCAUUCUUUGUUUUGUGGGCCCCCCAGGAGUUGGUAAAACUAGUGUUGGAAGAUCAAUCGCAAAGACUUUGGGUCGAGAAUUCCACAGAAUUGCUUUAGGAGGAGUCUGUGAUCAGUCUGAUAUUCGAGGCCACAGGCGCACCUAUGUUGGCAGUAUGCCUGGCAGAAUAAUCAAUGGACUGAAGACUGUUGGGGUUAACAAUCCAGUAUUCCUGUUAGAUGAGGUUGAUAAACUGGGGAAGAGCUUGCAGGGGGAUCCUGCAGCAGCCUUGCUUGAGGUCUUGGAUCCAGAACAAAAUCACAGCUUCACUGAUCACUACUUAAAUGUAGCCUUUGAUCUGUCCCAAGUCCUUUUUAUAGCUACAGCCAACACUACAGCUACUAUCCCACCUGCUCUGCUGGACAGAAUGGAAAUUAUUCAAGUUCCAGGAUACACACAAGAAGAAAAAAUUGAAAUUGCACAUAGACAUUUGAUUCCUAAACAGCUUGAACAACACGGCCUGACUCCACAGCAAAUACAGAUUCCCCAAGUAACCACUUUGGACAUAAUUACCAGAUACACUAGAGAGGCAGGAGUCCGCUCUCUGGAUCGGAAGCUGGGAGCUAUUUGCAGAGCAGUGGCAGUGAAAGUGGCAGAAGGACAGCACAAAGAAACAAAGCCAGAUCGUCCUGAAGUGGGUGAAGGAGAAGAUUGCAAAGAGCAUGUCACAGAAGAUGCAAAAACAGAAUCCAUCAGUGACACAGCUGACCUGGCUCUGCCACCUGAAAUGCCGAUUUUAAUUGAUUUCCAUGCUUUAAAAGAUAUCCUGGGGCCACCCAUGUAUGAAAUGGAGGUGUCUGAACGCUUAAGUCAGCCAGGAGUAGCCAUAGGCCUGGCUUGGACGCCCUUAGGGGGAGAGAUCAUGUUCGUAGAAGCUAGUCGCAUGGAUGGAGAAGGUCAGCUUACUUUGACUGGUCAGCUCGGAGAUGUUAUGAAGGAGUCGGCGCAUCUUGCAAUUAGCUGGUUGCGCAGCAAUGCAAAGAGAUACCAGCUAACCAACGCUUCUGGAAGUUUUGAUCUCCUUGACAACACUGACAUCCAUCUGCACUUCCCAGCUGGAGCUGUCACAAAAGAUGGACCAUCUGCUGGUGUUACCAUAGUAACCUGUCUUGCUUCACUCUUCAGUGGGCGGCUGGUGUGUUCAGAUGUAGCCAUGACAGGAGAAAUUACACUAAGAGGCCUUGUUCUUCCAGUUGGGGGAAUUAAAGACAAAGUCCUGGCGGCACACCGAGCUGGACUGAAGAGAAUUAUCAUUCCUCAACGCAAUGAAAAAGAUCUGGAAGAAAUUGCUGUGAACGUACGGCAAGAUUUGACGUUUGUUAUGGCAAGCUGUCUGGAUGAAGUUCUUAAUGCAGCUUUUGAUGGAGGAUUUGCAGUUAAACCCAGAGUUGAGCGUUUGAAUAGUAAACUGUGAGCAGACAGGCCAAGGUGAUGUCCGUGUCAAAUUUAAUAGAGAUCAGUAACUAUCAGCUAUAUACAUAUCAAGUAUAACUAUGAGCUAAACUUGAUUGUUUCAAUGUGGGUGUAAACGCAAUCAAAAUAAAAAUAUUACUUCAGCAGUUAACACCCUGAAACCCCAUUUUAUGGGCAUUUGCUGCUUUUUACUACUAUCAGCAAAGAUUCUUGAAAAAAAUACUCAUUGCCUGAUAGAUUCAAGCAUGAGAAAGCUGAAGCUGUUGAGAAACAAUUCCUUAGCUUAUCUGGCAUAUAUGUAUGUAAAUGUCAGCAGCUGAUUACAUCUUUAAAGAGGACACACCCACAAACAGGGAAUAAUACGCAAUUCUGUGACCUAUAUUCAGAGAACGCAAAUUGCAGCAAACACAGCAAGUCUAAUAGAUGGGGUUGUUACCGAAAAGCAAACUGAUUUAGCGCAAGAGUCUACUUAUUUAAGAAAAAAUAUACUAAGGAGCAGUAGCAUCACAGGAAAAAUAAGGUUUUUGAAAUCUAAAAAAUAUGCUUAAGGGAUUUGAACACAGAAGCGA